UCUCUCUCACUUGUUUUUAUUUUUAUUUUUAGCUGUAUCUAUAUCUAUAUCUCUUUUCUCUUUCCAACAAAACACACACCUAAUCAGUCACUCGCUACUUCACUCUCACUCAAACACACAGACAGACAACACAACCAUUGGAUCUUCAAACAACACCAACAACAAUGUCCACAAUUUCACACUCUCUUUUGUCUUAAUCACCACACUUUUUCUUUCUUUUAAUGACGAAUUCUCAUUUUUACACUUUCCAUUUUCCAAAACCCUAAUUCCAGAUCUACCAUGAAUUUACACUAACAUUCACACUACUACUUAAUUACUAUACAAAACCCAUGGCGGAUAAACCCGACCCGAAUAAGCUUCCAAAACCCGGCCCAUACCCACCUGAUGCACCAGCAAUGCCUCCUUCUUCCUGGGCCAAACGCACCGGUUUCCGUCCUAGGUUUUCCGGAGAAACCAAUGCUAGUGAUUCCGGUCAAAUUGCCAGGUCUCCGGCAGAUAUCGAAACCGGGCGGGUACAUCCAGCUGUUAACGGGUCGCCGGCUCCGGCUCCGGCACCGGCGAAUGCUCAAGUGCAGGUGCAAGUAGAUAAGGAUCAAUCUGUGAAAAAGAAGAGGGAGGGUGAAGGUGUUAAUGGGCCCGGUGCAGGACGGUUGCCGCCUAAGCCCAGGGCUAAUAAUGCCGCCCCUGCAGCUGCGGUUGAUACUACAGCUCCGCGGCAGCCCGAGAAUGCAUUGCCGCAGAUUGUUGAUGAUGAGUUUGUGUCGCAUAAUUCGCAUAUGAAAUAUGAGCUUAGAGACACUCCUGGCCUUGUUCCUAUAGGUUUUUAUGGGUUCCAGCAUUAUUUAUCUAUGAUUGGUUCGUUGGUUUUGAUUCCGCUUGUGAUUGUGCCAGCAAUGGGUGGUGACCAUGAGGAUAUGUCGAAUGUGGUGUCCACUGUGCUUUUUGUGUCGGGAAUGACUACGCUUUUACAAGCAAAUUUUGGGUCGAGAUUGCCACUCAUACAAGGCCCGUCGUUUGUUUUUCUUGCUCCUGCGCUUGCGAUAAUCAAAUCCCCUGAGUUCAUUGCAUUGAAUGGAAAUAAUUUCAAGCAUAUAAUGAGGGAGCUACAGGGGGCUAUAAUUAUUGCAUCGGCUUUCCAAGCAUUACUUGGAUACAGUGGACUGAUGACGUUACUCUUAAGAUUGAUUAACCCAGUGGUUGUCUCUCCAACUAUUGCUGCUGUUGGUCUUUCAUUCUAUAGUUACGGAUUCCCGCAAAUGGGUGCAUGUCUUGAGAUUGGCAUGGUGCAGAUUCUGUUGGUCAUCAUGUUUUCGUUAUACCUGCGGAAAGUAUCUGUUUUAGGGCACCGCAUAUUUCUUAUUUAUGCUGUACCGUUGGGUCUGGCUAUUACAUGGGCAAUCUCUUUCCUUCUAACUGAAGCAGGGGCCUACAAGUAUGAUGGAUGUGAUGUAAAUAUACCAACAUCAAAUAUGUUAUCUGAUCACUGCAGAAGACACGUUGCCAGAAUGAAUAGUUGUCGAGCUGAUGCUUCUCAUGCAUUGAAAUCUUCCCCAUGGUUUAGAUUUCCAUACCCAUUACAAUGGGGUACACCUAUUUUCAACUGGAAAAUGGCUAUUGUAAUGUGUGUGGUAUCUAUUAUAUCUUCCGUGGACUCGGUUGGGUCAUACCAUGCAUCAUCUUUAUUGGUGGCAUCUAGGCCUCCCACACCAGGUGUGGUUAGCCGUGGGAUUGGUCUUGAAGGUCUAUGUAGUGUUUUGGCUGGCUUGUGGGGCACCGGGACCGGGUCAACUUCUUUGACUGAAAAUGUGCACACAAUUGCUGUGACAAAAAUGGGGAGUCGCAAAGCAGUCGAGUUGGGAGCCUGCGUCUUGUUCAUACUAUCCCUAGUAGGUAAAGUAGGAGGCUUUAUUGCAUCAAUCCCUCAAGUAAUGGUUGCAGGGCUGCUCUGCAUUAUGUGGGCCAUGCUUGCAGCAUUGGGUUUGUCAAAUCUUCGUUACAGUGAGGCUGGAAGCUCCCGGAACAUCAUAAUCAUUGGGCUGUCUUUGUUUUUCUCCCUUUCGGUUCCAGCCUACUUUCAGCAAUAUGGUCUCUCACCUAAUUCCAACUCGUCUGUUCCUUUUUACUUCCAGCCUUACAUUGUUGCCUCUCAUGGUCCUUUUCGGUCACAAUAUAGAGGGUUAAAUUACAUCAUGAACACGCUGCUGUCAUUCCACAUGGUAAUAGCCUUUCUAGUGGCAGUAAUAUUGGACAACACGGUGCCUGGGAGUAGACAAGAAAGAGGGGUGUAUGUGUGGUCUGAAGCAGAGGUCGCUCGAAGGGAGCCUGCUGUGGCUAAAGACUACGGGUUACCCUUUAGAGUUGGAAAAAUGUUCAGAUGGGUGAGAUGGGUCGGGCUCUAGAGGAUAAGAGAUUAUGCAGGAUGGAAGUUUUGCCACGAUAAAGAGUGUUUGUUUCUAGCCAUAUUGUGAAAUGGAUGACAAGCAUAGUGGUACUGGAUCGAGCAGGUUGCAAGUUGGGGUGAAAAUUUGAAAAUAGGUGGGAUUUGUGUACAUUGAAGAGAGAGGUUCUGUGUUGUAAUGUUAAAUUGUCGAUGCUUUUGUAUGUAGUCUGUAAUUGGAAAUUCUUGUUUUAAUUGAGUCGUCAUUUUUCUUCUCA
Erigeron canadensis is the source of this 2655-nucleotide messenger RNA. Its product is annotated as nucleobase-ascorbate transporter 12. The transcript is spliced from 10 exons. The record is from RefSeq and is a predicted model, not a curated record. NCBI's taxonomy places the organism in Eukaryota, Viridiplantae, Streptophyta, Magnoliopsida, Asterales, Asteraceae. Gene Ontology annotation, biological process: transmembrane transport. Gene Ontology annotation, cellular component: plasma membrane. Gene Ontology annotation, molecular function: transmembrane transporter activity. The coding region runs from base 330 to 2399 and encodes 689 amino acids.